AUGGCAGUCAGUUCCUGCUUAUCUCCUGCAACUGCAACCCGGCGUCUUCGAGUGCUGGCUCCACCCAGCGCAGUACCGGACGCGCCUCUGCAAGGACGAGGUCGGCUGCGCGAGACGCAUCUGCUUCUUCGCGCACAAGCCGAGGAGCUCCGCGCCGUCAACCCCUCCGCGGUCUCCGUCGGGAUGCAGCCCACCGUGUCGUCGCCGCACUCCUCGCCGCCCAACGGCCUCCACAUGGGGGGCGGCAUGCUCAACCCGGCCUGGCCCUCCUCCCCGGCCAGCAGACUCAAGAACGCGUUCGCCGGCCGGGAGCUGGACUUCGACCUCGAGCUGCUCGCGCUCGACCAGUACCAGCAGAAGCUCUUCGACCAGGACCGUGCCGGACUACACGGACCUGCUCGGCUCCGUCGACCGGCGAUGCUGUCCUAG
Miscanthus lutarioriparius is the source of this 429-nucleotide messenger RNA. Lineage: Eukaryota; Viridiplantae; Streptophyta; Magnoliopsida; Poales; Poaceae. The record is from the annotation of a GenBank genome assembly.